AUGAGAAUCAUCCCUACGACAGAGAACUACGAAGCCGAGCUUGCAGAGCUAAGCUCUUUCGUUGCCGCAUCCACCGCGUCCAAGAGGAGAAAAGAAGAUGAAAAAUGGUUCAAAGGGUCGGGAAAAAACCUUAAUAGUUACGAUCUUGACGAAGAUAAUGCUAAGGUUGUCUGUAUAACGGACGGUCUUACAUUUCUCGGCCGAGCCAUUACAGAACGGCUCUUGCUCCAUGGCUACACCGUUCGCGUCAUCGUAAAUGGACCAGAUGACCUUGAGAGAUUGAGAGUUAUGAGGGAUGGAACGGCUGCGUUUCACGGGAGAAUUGAAGCAGUGACCGCAAAGCUAACAGAAACAGAGAGCUUAGUUGAUGCAUUUGACGGGUGUAACGGCGUUUUCCACACUUCCGGUUUCAUUGAUCCCUCCGGCGUCUCUGGCUACUCCAAAUGUAUGGCAGAGAUAGAAGCAAAGGUUAGUGAGAGCGUGAUGAACGCGUGUACGAUGACGCAAUCGGUUAGGAGAUGUCUCAUGACUUCUUCCUUAUUAGCUUGCCUUUGGCAAAACGGCACGCACUUCGACUUCCCUUGUGUGAUUGAUCAUUCUAGCUGGAGCGACGAGUCUCUCUGCAAGGACAAAAAGUUGUGGUAUGCAUUAGGGAAGCUCAAAGCGGAGAAAAUUGCAUGGAAAAUAGCAGAAAACAAAGGAUUCAAACUCUCAACAAUAUGUGCUCCUCUCAUCACUUCCUCUAACUUGCUUCUCCACAAUCCUACCCCUACUAUUGCUUAUCUCAAAGGAGCCGAAGAGAUGUAUGAAAAUGGUGUACUUGCUACAGUCGAUGUUCACACGCUUGCGAAAGCGCACGUCCGAGUAUACGAGGAAAUGAACACGACCGUGUUUGGUAGGUACGUUUGUUUGGAUAAGGUUAUAACGCGGGAAUACGAAGCAGAGGACUUGGCAAAAGAAACUGGCAUUGAUCUAGUCAAGAUUCGUGGGGACAAAUACUACUAUUGCUACAGAGAUAAUUCGACACCGUUUAGCUUGUCCAACAGAAGACUAUCUUCUCUAAUGUCCAAAUCUCCAAUUAGCUGCAAUGAAUAA
Microthlaspi erraticum is the source of this 1095-nucleotide messenger RNA. The record is from the annotation of a GenBank genome assembly. Lineage: Eukaryota; Viridiplantae; Streptophyta; Magnoliopsida; Brassicales; Brassicaceae.